UUGUAAAGUUUAUGUUUUAUAUAAUGAAAAUGAUUAUUAGGAUUUCAUUCAAAAUUACCAGAAUGUGUCCUUCUCUCAGCCUGAUCUAUAGGUAUGAUGCUCCUGAGGUAAAGAUUAUGAUCUGGCUGUAUUUUAUAUAUUUUUUCAAAUAUAAAGCUUUACUGUCAAGCUUGCUGCAGCAACAGGAAAAGUUGCCGCCACAAACAGGAAGUCCCCUCACAGGCCAGACCAUUUCCUUUCGUAGAAGCACCCGGCCCCCCGUCCACGUCAGAGGCUGAGUCAAUAGAGGAACACGGCCACUAAAUGAGAAACAGCUUGUGUGUUGCAGGAGGAGGAGGAGCAUCAACUGGAGACAGUAAGAGGAAGUGAAGGAGGGACGUGAAGACGGUGUUGACUGACCUGAUGAUUCCUACACACUCGUUCACUCACUCUCUCACUUUCACGAUGAUGAAAAUCUAUGUUUACUUUUGUCUUCUUUCUGGUCUGAGUGUUGUGCAGAUGAAGCCUCUGAACAUAAAUGGUCAUGUUGGUGAAAGUGUGACAAUCAGCUGCUCAGACUGGAACGUUUGGACUGAUGUAACAGAGAAUGUCAAGUACUUUUGUUACAGUCCAUGCACGGAGGAUCAUCACAUCAUCAUCAAAGCAGCAUAUGAAAAAAUUGAAAAUAAAAAUGGAAUAAAGUUAUAUAACCAAGGAAAAACCUUGUUCGUGGCCUUCAGCAAUCUCCAAAAGUCAGACUCCAAAACAUACUAUUGUAGAGUGGAGAGAUUUGGCGCUGACGCAUAUAUAGAGGUGAAUCUAAAAGUCACUGAUGCUCCGUCCCCCAGUCCCAGCAUGACUCCACAAACUGUCAUUGUUGUUCCCACCUCCUCAUUUACAAAGAGCUCCACGAUGUCUUCUAACAGCUCAGAUGUUAUUACUGAUACGUCUACAUCAUACACCACCCUCAAUACACCACCUGCUGCACCAGCACAAGGAUCUGUUAAAGUUGUGUCAGGUGCUGUUACAGCAAACAGAGAAACACAACAGGACGCUGGAUACGAAGAAAUAAGACUUGUAGACCAAACCGACCCAGAUGCUCUCUAUUCUAAUUAUUCCUACCACCAAGUCAAGGAUUUACCAGUUGAGAGGCGUGAUGGAUAUUCAGACACUCUUUAUUUAAAUCAAGCUGCCAUCUUCAUGGACAAUUCAAGGGGGGCGUGUAGAAAGAGCGCGGGCACAUUUGACUCUGUGUACUCUGUUGUUCAACAUCCCAAAGAGCAAAUGAAUCCCUCUGUGCAAUGUAAAAGAAAUCAACCUGAGAGCGCCAAAGAGAACUCUCUCUACUCCCUGGCUCAGCGACCACAGGCAACAAGAAAAAUGCCCAAAAAUUAGCUUUCUAGAGUAGACCUUUUUUUUUUUAUGGAAAUAAGUAAAAAUAGACAAAAAAGGAAAGAAUUAAUUAAAUUAUAUUGAUAUCCACACAAUGUCACUUCCAUCUAUCCUGUCAAUAAGUCUAAUUACUAUUGUCUGCGUUGUAACUUCAUUACUUAGUCAAAGGCAGUUAAAGAGUGAAAUCUUGUCCAUAAAAUGUACAUUACAUGUAAUUUAGCUGACGCUAUUAUCCAAAGCGACUUACAUUGCAUUUUUAAACCCGUGGCUUGUUUUGUUUUUUACAUUUUGCCUGGGGAGCAAUUAGGGGAUGGGUGUCUUGCUCUGGGACACUUUGACAUGGGACAUGGAGCUAUAAGGGUUUCAAACCACCAACCUUGUGGUUCCUGGCUCACCCACUCUACUCCAAGCACCACCACCACCGUCCGCAGAUCAAGUCUGUAUUGCAACACGAGAAAAAUAUUUAAAGACAUUUCUGACCUUGAAAUAUUAGUAUAUUUAUUAUUGUCAUUCAGAAUUUAAAUCUCUGGCAAGAACAGCAAAUGUAGUAUAGUGUAAACUUGCUGUUAGAUGUGUAACACUCAAAUAUAUACACAAUUAAAUCAGCCUUUGCUACCAUGAUUCAUCAAGUAUUUAAUUGAUGCUGCUUCUUCUGCAUCUGAACAAUCUGAAGACUUUGUCAAAACCACCUUAUGGAGCCAAAGACUGUUGUAUAGUAUCUCAACAGGACAUUUAAAUAUGGAUCUUUUAUUAUUUAUAUUGCAGCCCUUUUGCUUUUUAAUAUCAGAUGAUUUAAAGUGUCUAAAUUUACCUCCUACAUGUUUAGCCCUUUUAUAAAUAUUUUGAAUAUUAUGAAAUCCAGUGUUCUGAUUGGUUGAGUGUCAGUCAUGGGGGGUGUUAUUAUGCCCGACGCGCAGGAGAUAAUGUACACCCUCUCGUUACACCUUAUUGCCUAAUUAUUGUCCUAAUAAACCUGAGAUUUGAUCUUAGUUUUUUACUGUUA
Gasterosteus aculeatus aculeatus (three-spined stickleback) is the source of this 2374-nucleotide messenger RNA. NCBI's taxonomy places the organism in Eukaryota, Metazoa, Chordata, Actinopteri, Perciformes, Gasterosteidae. The record is from RefSeq and is a predicted model, not a curated record.